Messenger RNA from Brassicogethes aeneus, 1295 nucleotides. Lineage: Eukaryota; Metazoa; Arthropoda; Insecta; Coleoptera; Nitidulidae. The record is from the annotation of a GenBank genome assembly.
UCACUAUUGGGUCGAUUUUAAUGGCGCUUGUAACUGGAUAAGUUUUGUGUGUGCGUUUAAAAAUGUGAUAAAUCCGGUGAAAAUAAUGAAAGUGUGAAUUGAACGUUCCAAUCUUGAUUAUUACAGAAUAUCGCGUUGAAAGUGUUAUAGAAAAUUGAUAUUCAAUGUGGAAACAACUUCAAAUGGGCAUAAGGGCAUUUUUGCUUAUAGCAUCCAGAGUUUGGACGUGCUUAUGCUAUACACUCAAAAAGCAAACUCGAGCUAUAAUACAGCACCAGUCCGUUAAAUAUGAUUUGUUUCCUUUAUCCCCACUAUCUAGACACAGGCUAAGUAUUGUUAAGAGAAAAGUCCUUGUUCUCGACUUGGACGAGACUUUAAUUCAUUCACACCACGAUGGUGUUUUAAGGCAAACAGUGAGACCUGGAACACCACCUGAUUUUGUACUUAAAGUCAAUAUUGAAAGGCACCCUGUACGAUUUUUUGUGCACAAAAGACCGCAUGUUGACUUCUUUUUAGAUAUAGUUUCCCAGUGGUACGAGUUGGUAGUUUUUACCGCCAGCAUGGAAAUCUACGGCGCGGCGGUGGCCGACCGAUUGGACGCCGGCCGCGGCAUCUUGCAACGUCGCUUCUAUCGGCAACACUGCACGCCCGAUCUCGGCUCCUACACGAAAGAUCUGAGCGCCAUCUGCAACGAUCUUUCCAGCGUUUUCAUCUUGGACAACAGUCCCGGUGCCUACAGAGCAUAUCCAGACAACGCCAUACCGAUAAAAUCGUGGUUCUCGGACCCGACGGACAUCGCGCUGCUGAACCUGCUUCCGGUGCUGGACGCGCUUCGCUUCACCGCCGACGUGCGCAGCGUGCUGUCGCGCAACCUCCACCUGCACAGGCUCUGCCGCGCCCCCGUCUCCGCCUUCGCGCCGCCGUCGGCGGCGGCGGCAGCAGCGCCACCAGGCGGACGGCCGCUGCACCGCACCGAGACGGCGCCCGACUUGAACGGCGUCUGCGACGUUGCCGUCGCCUCCGCCUCGCCUCCUGCGCGCAAAGAGGCGGGCAGGAGGUUCAAGUCGCGCAUACCGCAGCGCAUGUGCAACUGAUCGGACGCCCCGGCUGCGCGCGCCGACGAGAUCAUGCUCUGAAUUUCGGUCGUUGGUGCGGCGCAGUCUACAUCUAGUACUUUAAUCUAAAACGAUCGAUGUUAGAUUUUUUAAAUGCUUCAAAUUUUAGACUAACACUCAUCGUGACUUAAAAGUACAUGAUUCAUUAUUAAAAUCCUCUAGGAUGCGAUUGUGGAAAUA